Messenger RNA from Lolium perenne, 561 nucleotides. The record is from RefSeq and is a predicted model, not a curated record. NCBI's taxonomy places the organism in Eukaryota, Viridiplantae, Streptophyta, Magnoliopsida, Poales, Poaceae.
AUGGCUAGCCGCGGUAGCUCCGCUAGGGGAGGAGGAAGCUUGGGCGGCGGGGACUCGCCGCCGCGUCCCCCCGUAUUCCGCACCGAGGCUGAGCGGCGGAAAUGGGUCCGCUCGGAGGGCGCGCGCAAGCGCAGCGCCCGCGGGUGGACCAACAGGGUGCUCACGCCCCCGGGGAAGCUCGCCGGGUACGCGCUCAGAGGUGAGGGGUCCUCCUCCGGCGGUUCGCGGAGUCCCCCUUCGUCCGAGUCGGAGGAGGAGGACGAAGAGUCGGAGGAGCAAGAUGAAGUGUCGGAGGAGGAGGAGGAAGUGGAAGAGGCGGAGAUGGCUGUCGUCGCGCAGCCGGCUACGACGGUCAUGUCCGCCGAGGACUACGUCCACGACGACGACGAGGAGGAGGCGGUCGUUGCUCAGGUGGCGGCCGUGUCCGCCGCGGAGGCCAGAGCCCGCUGGCGCCGCGAGGAGGCCGACGCCGUCCGACAAGUCCAGGAAUACGAGGCGGCGGGCCGAGAAGAACGCGUCUGCCGCAUCAAGCUGGUGAUCGUCGAGCUCGACGACGAGUAG